CUACAUCGAUACCCAGACGUUGACUCUCCCUAGCUACUCCAAACUUUUAAAUGGAUUCCCGCCACGUUCAAGACGACGCUCGUCGAGAGCACAGCGCCGACGACCACCGUCCUGAGUGGUAUGACGAGCGCAGAUCAUCGAUAUCGACGACGACCUCUCUGGCGACCCAAUGCACCUCCUCCACCGUUACAGUUACCGAGAAGAGCACUCAGCCCAAAUCCACCAACUAUGUCUCCAUCAACCGUGCAGCCUCUGCAACCGGUUUUCUAGGGAGUCUGCUCGAAGGCGCGCCUCAGAUCGUGGAGACCUUCCAUAUUGACCCCCACCUCAAAGUCCCAGAUAGUAUCCUCCAAGCUCGACUUGGUACUACUCAAUCAUCUACAAGGUCCGGGACAUUGCCUACACCAACUACGAGGAGUAAUGCCAGUCUGCGGGUCGUGGACGGCCGAAUCGACGUUACAAUUUAUCUCGUUGCGGAUGAUGACCCGCUCUCUUCUGCCAGAGGUACCCGUGGUUCUGGGAUGGGCGCGACGUUGUCAAAAGGUUCUCAACCUGCUUAUACGUUUGGUGAAGGAGGGAUGCCUGCAACAGGGCCCCACCCGGUUUCAGGAAGGAAGAUGAUUACCAGCCCUGCUUUUCAACUGUCGAAUACGAGCGGGCGGACGACGCUUGAUGUAGAGCUCAUCUCCACUGUGAAUGGGUGGUUACCAGCCGAGACGGGGAUUGUCCGCAUUGUCGCCCCUCGUCCCCGACCCCCGUUCAUUCUCAAAGCUUGUUGCCAAUCUCGAUCCCAACUCCCCUCUGCAACAACCCAACCACAAAUAAGGAUCAACCCAAGUCCCUUCGCAGCAUGCGCACCAUCCCGCCAACCUUUAACCGUCCGCCUUCCCCGCUCCUUCCGGGGCCUCCUCACUCUGCGCAUUGGAUCGGGGGAUAUCAGCAGGCGUGUGUGGCUCUCCAAGGCCGUAGAGGGUCUUAUAACGUUCAGAGAUGAGGCGCCGUUGAGUUUGGCGUGCUUCAUUGGCGAGUUGGACGGUGUGGAGUCUCUUACGGUUCAACAUGGUGGAGAAUGGAUGGGGGAUCAGGCGGAUCUUAGGGUUGAGGAGGGGCGGUUGAGGGUGGUGUUUGACGAUGAGGAGUAG
This is a messenger RNA of Coprinopsis cinerea okayama7#130, 1142 nucleotides long. RefSeq lists its product as hypothetical. Lineage: Eukaryota; Fungi; Basidiomycota; Agaricomycetes; Agaricales; Psathyrellaceae. The transcript is spliced from 2 exons. The coding region runs from base 51 to 1142 and encodes 363 amino acids. The record is from RefSeq and is a predicted model, not a curated record.